UUCAAUUCAAUUUCCUUCAUUUCACGGAACGAACCCCACAUUAAAGUUCGGGAUUUGCAUUUCUUUCCGAGUUCUUCAUUUUCUCCUUUUCACAUUCACCAUUUCAUUCUGGAACCUAGUUUGUUCCAUUUGUUUCCAUUUAAAUUCUCGACCUUUGUGUACUCUGCUCCGGUGAGGAAAUUCGGUAACUUGAUGAUUAGAAAAUGAAGUGUUUCUUCUUCAGAAAGAAAUCAGAAUCCGACCCAGAAUUACCGAAAGGGAGGAAGAAGAAAAACCAGGUGGUGAAUGGAGCAACCAAGUCCCCCAGCUCGGUACCAUCGCCAAGGAGCAUAAAAGAAUUGUACAAAGAGAAAGAACACAACUUUAGAAUUUUCACUUUGCAAGAGCUUGUGGAUGCUACACAUGGUUUCAAUAGGAUGCUGAAGAUUGGAGAAGGGGGUUUUGGGAUAGUAUAUAGGGGAAAAAUUAGACUUGAAGAUGGAGGUGAUCCUAUUGUGGUCGCAAUAAAAAGACUUAACACGCGUGGCUUACAGGGGCAUAAAGAAUGGCUUGCGGAAGUUCAAUUUCUCAGCGUUGUUAACCACCCGAAUUUGGUUAAGCUUCUGGGAUACUGCUCUGUCGACAGUGAAAGAGGAAUCCAACGGUUGUUGGUGUAUGAAUUCAUGCCAAACAGGAGCCUGGAGGAUCAUCUUUUCAGUCUUUCUUUACCUCAUUUGCCUUGGAAUACAAGAUUGCAGAUCAUGCUCGGUGCUGCUCAAGGAUUACAUUAUCUACAUAACGGAUUAGAGGUUCAGGUGAUCUACCGAGAUUUCAAAUCUUCAAAUGUGCUAUUGGACAAGAAAUUCCAUCCCAAGCUCUCAGAUUUCGGUCUUGCUAGGGAGGGCCCAACAGGUGAUCAGACUCAUGUAUCUACUGCGGUAGUGGGAACACAGGGAUAUGCUGCACCAGAGUAUGUUCAAACAGGUCACCUUAAAGCUCAGAGUGACAUAUGGAGUUUUGGUGUGGUACUUUAUGAGAUCCUUACAGGGAGGCGCGUAUUGAAUAGAAACCAUCCAACAGGGGAACAAAAGCUUAUAGAGUGGGUUAAGAAUUACCCUGCCAACAGUAGCAGAUUCAGCACCAUCGUUGACCCACGUCUCAAGAACCAGUAUUCUCUUGGUGCAGCAAGAAAAAUAGCCAAGUUGGCAGAUAGCUGCUUGAAGAAGAAUCCUGAAGAUAGACCAUCCAUGAGUCAGAUAGUGGAAAGCUUGAAGCAAGCAUUGCAGGAUUCAGAAACCAAAAACACUUCGCACAAUAUGACUUCUAAAUCCACCUGAUCUAAAUUGGUCCCAAGUGGUAAAUAAAUGCUGUUCUAGAAUGUUUUUUGCAGUUCCACAAAGCCAAUUCACUAAAAUAGACAAUAUUAGUGGAAGUGAAAAGGAGGGUCCAUAAUUUGCAAAUCUAUCCGGAAGUUCAUAGGAACCUUGCAGUAUGUUGGAAACUUACCAGUCUUCCAAUGAAUGAAGUAAAUUAUCUUCGAAGUAUAUAUUCAUAACUGUGCUUUCCAUUUUUUCUUAAUGUGCCCAAGUAUAAAGCUAUACCGUUGAAAAAGUCUAUUCUAUUGUAUUACCACGAUCUGAUUCAUAACAAGCGGUGUAAGUGGUGCUGCAGCGGACUUGGAAUUUUCCGAGUUGCGAAAUUCAUCCCUUUAAACAUUGUAUUAUUGACAAGGUAAAGCCUCAAAAAAGGUUUUCUGACUAAAUUAUGCUAAUAUUUUCCCUCUCAGAUUUGUUGGGGAGGGUGUUGUGUUGUGGAUCAA
This is a messenger RNA of Cajanus cajan (pigeon pea), 1798 nucleotides long. RefSeq names its product putative serine/threonine-protein kinase PBL19. Lineage: Eukaryota; Viridiplantae; Streptophyta; Magnoliopsida; Fabales; Fabaceae. The record is from RefSeq and is a predicted model, not a curated record. Gene Ontology annotation, molecular function: protein kinase activity; ATP binding. Gene Ontology annotation, biological process: protein phosphorylation.